GACUUACUCGUCUCAGACGCGGCGCAGAGGGCUAGGCUGCAGGAAGUGCAGUUAGCUUGCAUUGAAACAGGAACUGUCACAGUGCGCAGCAACCAGGUUCUCAGGCAGAAAGGAGCAAGUGUGACGCACCUCCUUUAAGAUGUGGAAGGCAGCUGUAGGGCACAAUGUAGCUGUGAAGGUGGAGUCCCAAGGGGAUGACUGGGACACUGACCCUGAUUUUGUGAACGAUAUCUCAGAGAAGGACCAGAGAUGGGGAGCCAAAACCAUUGAGGGGUCUGGACGGGCGGAGCACAUCAACAUCCACCAGCUCCGGAGCAAGGUGUCUGAGGAACAUGAAGUCAUCAAACAGAAAGAACUGGCAUCUGGGCCCAAGGCCUCUUAUGGUUACGGGGGCAAAUUUGGAAAAGAGAAGGACCGAAUGGAUAAGAGUGCGCUGGGUCACGAGUACGUGGCUGAUGUUGAGAAGCAUUCGUCUCAGACAGAUGCAGCUAAAGGCUUUGGGGGGAAGUAUGGCGUCCAGAGGGACCGAGCUGACAAGUCGGCACUUGGGUUUGAGUACAAAGGUGAGGUGGAAAAGCACUCAUCCCAGAAAGAUUACUCCAAGGGGUUCGGUGGUCGCUAUGGGGUGGAGAAGGACAAGUUGGACAAGGCAGCCGUGGGGUUCGAGUACAAGGGUCAGACGGAAAAGCACGAGUCACAGAAAGACUAUGCUGUGGGCUUUGGUGGGAAGUUUGGAGUGCAGAAGGACCGUCAAGACAAAUGUGCCCUUGGCUGGGAGCAUCAGGAAGAGUUGAACCGUCAUGAGUCCCAGACAGACUAUGCCAAGGGCUUUGGUGGUCGGUAUGGUGUUCAGGAGGACAGAGUGGAUGAGAGCGCUGUUGGCUUUAGUGAGAUGGAGGCUCCAACUUCCUCAUAUGAAAAGACCAAACCUGUGGAGGCAGCAUCAAGUGGAGCCCGAAGCCUAAAGUCACGAUUCGAGGGCCUGGCCAAGUCAGCUGAUGAAGAGGCUAGGAAGCGGGUGGAAGAGGAACGAAUGAGGCGUCAGGCCCGGGAGCAGCGGGAGCGCCAGGCCGCCCGGGAGCAGCAGGAACCCCAGAAGAGUGAGGAAACGAGCCAUAAGGAGCCAGUUCCCACACCAGCUGUGGUACCCAGGAAGAUUUCCAAAGCACCAGCGGUGCUGCCUAACCGACAGGGACAGCAGAAAGAGCAGGAGCCGCAGGAUGAGGACCAGGCCCCUGCGCUGCCGCCCCGGCCCUCUGACCUGGGUGAAGAUGCCAGCGAGCUGCGUGAGGAGUCGCCUGGGGCGCAGGCCAUCUAUGCUGACAGUGUAGAGCUGCAGGGGGACUAUGAGGAGCUGCCAGAGCCCGCUAGCUAUGAGGAUGGUGCUGACGUGGGCGGAGACUAUGAGGAGCUGCCAGAGCCCUCGAGCAAGUACGACGAGGGUGAGGACGCAGGGGAGGACUAUGAGGAGAUCCCCCCGGAAAGCACGCCCAGCAGCAGCAGGAGCAUUCCCUGCCCUGGAGAGUCUGGUAAUGUGUACGAGGCGGAUGAAGCUGGGCUCUCUGCUGUGGCGCUCUAUGAUUACCAAGGAGAGGGUGACGAUGAAAUUUCCUUUGACCCCAAUGACACCAUCACCAACAUCGAGAUGGUGGACGAAGGCUGGUGGCGGGGGCACUGCCAUGGCAGAGCUGGCCUCUUUCCAGCUAAUUAUGUGAAGUUACUUCAGUGAGACCUGCCCUUGCCCGAACCCCUCUGCGCUGCUGCCUCUUACUGCUUCAGUGCUUCGUGUGUAGCUAGGGCUGGGCAGCCGCGAGCAGCUCAGCUCAAAUGCCUGCAUAAGAAAAAAACUAACCAGAAAUGACAAAUAGGAUCCCAGGGGUCAGGUUGGUGCAUGUGGGAGCGGGGGUGGGUAAAGAAAGGGGCAUGGGCCUUUCCCCUCUUGGGGUCCCGUUUCCUUUCCAGCCUGGCUGCCUCAGGGGAGUGGAGAAUGGGAGCCAGAGCAUUUCCCUUGCAGUUCUCAUCCACCCUUAGCAAUCACCAAAGUCUUCAGCAUGUGCUGGCCUCUCUUCCCUGGGAGAGGAGGGGCUUAGCCCAGCUCCUGGUGCACUUGUAUUUCUGUAACAGAAACCUCCCCAUGAAUGGCAGUCGUCCUAGAGGCCAAGAGCAAAAUGUCCUUGUGAUGCUCAGGCCAGGGUGAAGCACAGUGGCAGGCAGGAUGGGUGGGUUUCAGUUUUUGCUGCCUAGGGAUAAACAGGGUGAGAAACUGGGAACUUUUCACCUGCACCAAGCUCACCCAGUUCUUCUGUGUUGAAAGUGUGACCCUGGUUGCAACAUGCUGUUCCAUUAAAAGGGAGAUGCCUGUGCAGAGGCGGACAAUAAAGACUCAUGCUAAGGCCUUCUUGCCUUUUGCGCCUCAGUCCAAUGAAACCACUGUUUGUACUGUCUCUAGUGCUGGGGCCAAGCCUUUGAGAAGGCUAUUGGAGGGCUUAGAGAAGCAUGAUGCAAGGUCUUGGAAAUGCUUUUAGUGAGCCACUAAAUUACCUAAUUAAUGUGCCAAAAAAAGUUGAGAAGUAAGCUAGAAAAUCUGAGAAAUGAGAGAAGUUGAACAGAGCAGACACAGGCAGUUUCAAGUGAGUGUGAUUAACCAUUGGGACAUGAGCCCAGAGAUGUAGUAAAUUUUCCAUUAGUUGGAGUCAUUAAAUCAAGAAUAUAACAUAAGAAGGGCCACACUGGGUCAGACCAAAGAUCCAGAUACUCCAUUAGCCUGUCUUCUGAGAGUAGCCAAUGCCAGG
This is a messenger RNA of Pelodiscus sinensis (Chinese soft-shelled turtle), 2792 nucleotides long. RefSeq names its product hematopoietic cell-specific Lyn substrate 1 (gene HCLS1). Gene Ontology annotation, molecular function: actin filament binding. Lineage: Eukaryota; Metazoa; Chordata; Testudines; Trionychidae. Gene Ontology annotation, biological process: regulation of actin filament polymerization; cell migration. The record is from RefSeq and is a predicted model, not a curated record. Gene Ontology annotation, cellular component: site of polarized growth; plasma membrane; cortical actin cytoskeleton.